Molecule: messenger RNA, 785 nt
Organism: Pyrgilauda ruficollis (rufous-necked snowfinch)
Lineage: Eukaryota; Metazoa; Chordata; Aves; Passeriformes; Passeridae
Gene: ZNHIT3
Product: zinc finger HIT-type containing 3
Exons: 4
Coding region: 33-494 (153 amino acids)
Biological process (GO): snoRNA localization; box C/D snoRNP assembly; maturation of LSU-rRNA from tricistronic rRNA transcript (SSU-rRNA, 5.8S rRNA, LSU-rRNA)
Cellular component (GO): pre-snoRNP complex; nucleus
Molecular function (GO): protein binding
Source: RefSeq, a predicted model, not a curated record
UGGCCGGUAGAGCGGAAGCGGAAGCGGCGGCCAUGCGGGCACCGGGACCGUGCGCGGAGUGCGGGGCGGGGGCCGCGGCCCGGUACCGCUGUCCGCGCUGUGGAACUGCUUACUGCUCCGUGCCGUGCUGCCGGACCCACCGCGAGCGCUGCGCGCCCGGUGCCCGGCGGGAGAAGGAGAAGGAGGCGGCCGGGCAGGGAUCACCCCCGGCCCCCGCAGCCAGCCCCGGGGCCCCGGAGGACAUCCUGAGCGAGGAGGAGGAGCAGGACCGCGUCCCGCCGCAGAAACUGCAGCUCCUGGGGGAAUCGGCGGAGCUGCGGGAUCUGCUGCGGAACCCGCACCUGCGGCAGCUGCUGCUGGCCCUGGAGCAGGCUCGGGACAAAAGCUCCCUCCUGCGGCGGCUGAUGCAGGAGCCGCUGUUCGUGGAGUUUGCCGACUGCUGCCUGGGCAUUGUGGAGCCUCCCGAGGAGAAGGAGAACGUCCUCCCCGAGUGAGCUGCUGGGGCAGUGGGGCUUGGCUAAUUUGGCCUUGAGAUUUUUGUUCUGUGAGCUUUGCCAGAGCUGCUCUUGGCCACUGUGCCCGUGGGUGUCAGUGCUCUGAGCUGACAGGGGCAGGGCUGUGCUGGGACUCGUUUUUACAUCCUUACCUGCACGGAAAUUUGGGAUUCAAGUGGGGGGUUGAACUAGACACUCUGUGGAUUUCUUUCUGUUGGCACAGAAAUGCUGGCAGCCACAGGAAAUGUUGCUUCACAGUGACAAUAUUAAAUAUAUUUGCAUUUAUUUUAA